AUGACAAACCUAACGCUCAGUUCAUCCGCCAACCUCGUCAGCGAUCUCACAGGAAGCAACACGACCGUCCUAGGCGGAGCGCUGCAGACAGCCAAACAAUCGCUGGGCAUGAAAGACUACUACACGGUCUACCUACGCAGCUACUGCAGCUGGAACGGCAACGACGUAUACGCCAACUGCACGUCCCCCAAAGCCGACUUCUGGUUCAACCCCGUCGAGGUCUGGGGGUUGAACGACACGGGCAUCUCAGUCGACGACUACCUCCCCAAGACGUUCCGGGAUGGACUGUCCACGUACCACGCAGCCAGUAAGGCCAUGUUCGUGUUAUAUGUGGUUGGACUUGCCGCGACGUGUCUGACGCUGCUGGUUGGGAUUUCGGCAAUCUUUUCCCGCUGGGGUUCGUUUUUCACGACUUUUUUUGCGGCUGCAAUGGCCGUCCUGGUCAUUGGCGCCUCGGGCACCGCGACUGCCAUCCAUGUCGUGCUGGAGAUCGCCCUCAACGACACUCUCAAGAAAGAUUUCGGAAUUAGGUCAUCCGUGGGCAAGAGUGCGUUUGUCGUCACUUGGAUCGCGGCUGCUUUGGCUACUGCCGGUGCUUUCUUCUGGCUGCUCUCUGUCUGUUGUUGUAGUGGGCGCAGCCCUUACCACCCGGGCAGCAAAGAGGCCCGUCGCACCCGUGCUGAAAAGACACCAUAUACCUACGAGCGUGUGGGCAGUCCAUAUCUGGGACCCAGCGACCAUCAGGCCGUGCCGCUGACGAACAUGAACCAUCAGCAGGGCCCAGCUGGUGGAUAUGCCGGCUAUGCUCCUGGUGCUGGGCCUCAGGCUGGACCUCAUUACCAACAGUCUUAUCCGCCCCAGAAGGGGGCGGCGUAUGAACCGUAUAGAUCGCAAGACGUAUAG
Exophiala dermatitidis NIH/UT8656 is the source of this 903-nucleotide messenger RNA. RefSeq lists its product as uncharacterized. NCBI's taxonomy places the organism in Eukaryota, Fungi, Ascomycota, Eurotiomycetes, Chaetothyriales, Herpotrichiellaceae. Gene Ontology annotation, biological process: fungal-type cell wall organization. The record is from RefSeq and is a predicted model, not a curated record. Gene Ontology annotation, cellular component: cell cortex of cell tip; plasma membrane. Bases 1 to 903 code for a protein of 300 amino acids. The transcript has a single exon.